UUUGGGCACGGCAUUUCAAAACACGAUCAGAUCGCGCUCCUCAUCCCCACUCUCUCCCGUUAGAUAGAUAGCCAGUAGCCACCUUCAAUACUCCCGAAAACCAGAGCCACCUUCAAGCCCAAACCCUAGGAAUCAAUCAGGGCUCGGUUACGGCUGUACCUUAGGGAAGUUGGCCAUCGCGAGGUUCGAAUCGGCAGGAAUCGAGGAACAACCGAGCAAAUCAUCUGCGGAAGGGUGAGAAUUGUCUUGCGGAUUCGGAGCGGCAGGAAUCUGAGGUAUCUUCAAAUCUCCAGGAGUGUACUAGGAUUUUGCUGCAGGACUCGUCACAAGAAAGAAGAACAGGAGAGAGCAGAACAACUGCAAGCCAAGAUGGCCGAAGUGAGGAUUGCCAGCACGACGACUGUAGCAGAUCGCUCUAGUGGUGGAUUCUUUAUCAGGAGGCUGGUCUCUCCCGGAGCUGUGGUGGAGAAGGGCGGCGUCAAGCCGCUGGCUCGACGAGUUCCAUUGCCGUCUAGCAACAAGGAGAACGUGCCACCAGCAUGGGCAGCGUGGACUGCGCCGAAGAGGAGGAGUGCUCUGCCCGAGUGGUACCCGAGGACUCCACUCCGCGACAUCACAUCAGUGAUCAAGGCUGUUGAGAGAAAAAAUCGCCUGCGAGAUGCUGCGGCUCGGCAGCUCCAGUGGGAUGAAGACGCCACCUCGCAGUCUGGUGAUGAAGCACAAACAGACCAGGGUUUUCAGCAAAGCGCACCACCAACAGAUGAGACUCUGGCUGUCAUCGCCUCUGGCCCUGCUGCCUCAGCUGAAGCUGUUGCAACGACAUCGUCAGCAGCCUGCUUGGCCGAGGGCACACUUGGGGUAUCUGAUGGCUGCUCCUUGCAGACUCCAUCCAGACCGUGUGACCCCCCGGCUCCCGCUUGUGUCGUGGAGCAGCAGCUGGCCAACUCCAUAGAACAGAUUGAGAAGAUGGUGCGCCGGAACCUGAAGCGAGUUGAUCCCAAGGCUGCUCGGCCUUCCAAGACCCCGGCUGUGCAGAGGCGCACCCUGAUGUCUAUGAGAUGAGCUGCAGGUACCCUCUUGUAUGCUGCUUUCCUAGCCGCCAGUCCUAACCAGAGGCUGCGCAUCUCUCGUCGGUAGUGCUCGGUUUUCGCUUUGGUCUUGUGUUCAUGGUUCUCUGCUUGAGGACCUGGGGGUAUGGGUUCAUGGUUCUCUGCUUGAGGGCCUGGGAUUAUUGGGAGGUUACUGGCUCUCUGCUUGAGGGCGUAUGUAGGAUUAGCUGUUAGCUACUGCUUUAAGAUUUGGCUGUGUGUGUGGCACAUGAACCACUGUUGCAGUGCCUCCUUGUUUGUGAAAUUAGCUAUUCCUCUGUACUACAAGAUGUUUUGGAUAUUUCAAUGUAGACACGUAUGAAUUGAAAUGAGUGACAGACACACUGAAAGUAGACUGAAAUGUGUCUAGAUACAUACAAUUCAGAAAAAACAAAAACAUCUUAUAAUUCGGAAUGGAGAGAGUAAUAAAUAGGAGUAAGACUGGUCUAAAAAUAGUUUGUAGCUGCAUUGUGGGGUAACAUAACAUCUUGUUGGUUCUAGACAUGCCUGCCUUCUUAGAUUUCUUCUAGUUGUGUAACUUGUGGAUCGAGGUUAUUGGCUUUAUUCUAGAUUCUGAGCAGAUAUAAGCAUUAGUUUAUGGUUGUCAUGUUGGAGAUUUACAGCUUUACAUGAAUUCUAUAGAUUGAGUGGUUUGUCCCAGUUCUGCAUGCUAUGGAUGUUCUUCAGAAUGUGUUGCGGGGCAACAGCGAUUUGCUGUUUGGGAGUUGUAGUCAACUGCAGAACUUGAUAUUGCUGUCUUGAUGGAAUUGUCAAUGCACUUGAACAACAUGAUCUUGCAGCACUCUACAACAGGCAUGUUUGAAGCAUCAAACAAUGUCUGGUGAUCUCACAUUUGUUGGAGAUUCUACUUCCAUCGACCACCCUCCAUUUCAAGUCGUCUUCUAGCUUCUCAAAUUUCCUUUGUUUUUCUUUUGGGCCAAAGUACCUUACCAGGGAACAGUGCUUGCAGUGUCCAGUGUCCCUUCAGAACAAGGAACCAGGAACAGAAACCCCGCUGGAUGAUGAUGCCUGCGCAACUCAGCAUGCUGAAAUCUCGAUACCAUCUUAAAGCAUUGUAAUAAACAAGGUUCAUGCACAGAACACAAAUUACCAAUAUCAAACAGCUCAUGUACAGGACACCAAUUACUGAUAGCAAACAGCUCACGUACAGAACACUAUAUACCAUAAACCCCAAACACGGACAACACUUUCUGAUUACUACCAGGUCAAGAAUAACAAAAGAAAAAAAUGAUAAUUACAAUGAACCCAUUCCCUGGAAGCAUGCCUUGCACAGGUCUACACUUUGAAAAUCAAGUACAACAACGUCAUUGCACUUGUAUGGAUGUCAGCAAUGACGAUGUCCGUCUGUAUAAGAAGGGUAUUGGCCGCAUGGUGAAUCUUUUCAUGGGCUGAAGAACUUCCCAGAUAGACCGACCUUCGAGCCAAAGUCAAAGCUUGUAUGGCCCCAUCAAAGGUCCUCAUGCUGCAGAUCUUUCUUACGUGCAGGACGGCCAUGAGCUAAUAAGCAGCAUAUGAAUGCUGCAAUCGGGGGUAUUGCUUCUGCUUGGAGGAAGCUCCUGAUGCGCCUUGGCACUACUCUGGAUCUCUGAUGAUCUCAUGCUUUUGUGAUACCAUAAGCAAUGACGAGAACUGCAGACAAUAGUGACUAGUUAUUUCUUUUUGCCACCUGACUCGAAUUUGAUUUGUAAAUCUGACGAUUUUCAGUUCUACACGCAAGGUAAGAACCAAAGCCAUUCGGCAUAUACAUGUAUGGAGUAUGGCUCGUCACUUGGAUCAGAUAAGCAAACGGACCUCAGUUCCAGCAAUUAUGUUAUGACUGAGUGGAUGGACUGCACAUGAAAGCACGCCUUCAGAUAAAGGAAUAAACUUGUUUUCUGCAGGUUGGUUUUCUUCGAAGCCUUUUGUUUCCUCACUGAAACAUAGAAUAGCAAGAGUUUAUUUCCAAGGGACCUUUUAAGAAAACGAUGCGACAGAAAAUGUUAAUCAAUGAAUUGCUGAAACUGUGGAACUUCUCCACAUAUGUUCCCAAAAACAACUAAGAAGAUCAGAAUGUCAUGUUAGUUGGUUGUGAGAAAACCAGGAGAAAAGAGAGGAAAGACAGCUCACUUGUAGUCCACAUGACAUGCAGAGCUUGUAUGUGGAUGAAAAUCAAGUACAUACAUUCCAUUAUUGGAGGAAGAUCCAACUGCAUAAAUCUGUACAAUUUAACCAUAUGACAUGCAUCAAAUUCCUUGCUGUUAUUCACUAUAAUUUAUGUCAAGAAUUAUAAAAAUAGAAAGUAUGGCAAACAUGGUAUGCAGGACCAUCUUAUAGCAUUUGUGAACAUUUAUUCACCUCAACUUGAUUUCUUAAGGGUACAAUUUUAAGAAAAUCCUUCAUGUGCUAAGAUCAAAGGUGCCCUAAAAUAUUUUCUUACUGAAGAUGUUGACAGCCAGGUCGCUUUCCGCUUAUGCAACACAGAGUCCACACCCUCCCUAAUAUACGAAAUAGCAGAGAACCACAAAACAAUUUGGUCAUAUUUGCAAUGUUUAAUAAGAAUUUUUUUAAUGUGAUCCAAGUUUGAAGAAAUCCGUAGAUCAACACUUACAACCAAGAAGGAGGAGGGCAGUGCAGAUGGCUCACACUGAGAGUGUUAACAUUGAGGACUCCAGACCUAACAAUGGAUGCAGAUGGAAGAGUAUUGAGAUCUGGCACAAGUAACCCCUUACUUAUUAUUAUUAGAUAAUGGCAGUGAAAUCUGAGAUAUUUACCAGCCAUCAUCAAGAUGGAAGGCCAACUGGUAUGAGCAACUAGGGUUAAAAUCUAUAGAUAGAAUUUCACUUGAAACAAUGUUUGAUUGUUCCUGAAAAUAGUAGACAAGGUGAAAAAAAUGUUAAAAUAAGUUAUGUGAACAUAAUAGUGCCUUCACCACAGAUGAUAUCCUCUGGAGCUGAUUCCUAGUCUUACUUUAUGUGCCUUAUAUCAGAACAAGAAAAGAAACUCCCAUUUAUUUUUAUAUAUCGUUUAAUCAAACAUGUAAUUAUGCAUUUCAAACAUAAAAGGAUGCAUAUAAUACUGUUUGGUGUCUAAAAAAUAGAUAUGUUGGUUCAGUGGACUAGACUAAUUUUUUUAAUAUGAGUCACCAUAUGCCGAUAUUCGUAUAAUAAUUCUAACAAUUUGGAUGCUUCCACUGUUCCCCAGUGGAACAAGUUGAUAGUUCAUGUGGACGGCUUUGACAUAGAAUCAUGUCAUUAAUACUGUGUGUAUGUGAGGCAUCAAUAUGGGUCACAAGAAUGGGAAGAGAUACAUGAGCUUUCCUUAGCAUAAAUGCCAAUUAUAUAAGUAUUUAUCUUUCCCAUACCUUCAGCGAUGCAAUUUUGCCCAACAACGUUGAUAUCUUCACUGAUGAUAAUGGUUGAACCUGGAAAAAAGUUUUAUCAACCUAGGACCAAGGCAACAAAAAAACUACUACUAGUGUUGCCAAGACAGCUAUGACAUUGCUGAGUAAGAAGGUUCACAAUAAACGUCCAUUCUUUGUCUACUACUUUCUCUGUCAUAUAAAAGGCACUAGCAUUGUCAGGGGUCAUGGCAUGAAAUACAAAAUUAAUAUCAAAUCAGAUAGAGUAUCCCUCUCAAGUGCACUUCAUAGCCGUACACUACCUAUUACCAACUUCCUCAGCUAUUUAACAUGAUAUCUUGACAAAAGUGGUUUCAGAAAUUUAGGGUUCUUUAGCAUAUUUUAAGUAUUAAUAAGUUCCAGAUUACGUCCCACAGUUAUGAUUUAUCACUAAGAUUCCAUACUUCCCUGGAUGAGGCUCAUGUAUCCUUACUCUGAGAAUUUGUCCAUUUUUUAUUUUCUUGCCACCUGGAAACCAGCUAUCCCAGUUUACAAAUAUAUAAAGAUGGAAGGAUAAAAGCAACUUAUGGGAUAUCAUUUGAAAAUAUUUUAGUAAAAAGUGUGUAUUUAGUCAGAGAGAACUAGCUUGCACUACUUGUAAACUAGCUGACUAGCUCUACCAGACAGUGCUUGUGAAAAACUGUAGAAAUUCGUUGGUACAGCAUAUAUAAAGUUCAGAAAGAGGUUUUUUUUAAUUAUUCUCGAAAUACUGAAAUCGUCAUGUGGAAUCAAGUUGCUUGACCUUGGAUCAAAUGAAAAGAAGCAGAACUAGCAAGAUAUUUAUCUGCUGAAUAUACCUCAUUAUGGCUUUGAAAAGCAGUGGAAGCUCUCCCUCCACGGGUAUCCCAAGCAUGAAUAGUGCCAUUUCUAGUUGCACCAAACACUGUCUGAAAAGAUAAACAAUAAGUCCCUAUAGGUGAGUGGUGCAAUGUUUAUGGCUAGAGUAAACCAAUCGCUGAAGUUAAGAUAAAGUGUAAAUCAGAUGAAUUAUUAAAGUUAACAGAAAAUGUAAGCUGCACCAAUAGAAAAAAUUACUAGAUUGCCCUCUUAUGUAACAUUAAGUUCGGAUGAGCACAAGAACAUGUUUUUAUUGAUCAUACAGUAGUUGCACCUAGACAGGAUAUUACAGUUAAGUAAUACAAACAACAAAUCAUCAGACUAAGUACAGUACAACAUAAUCGCUGGUAUUUAAAAAGCAAGACAGUCUGAAAUAUAGAUUGGUGACUUGGUGUAUAAGAGGAUAGCAUCAACAAUGCUAAAGAACUAUUAUUCUAGAACAUCAUGUUCUUACCAUGACAAUUAGGAGAGAUACAUAUAGCAUCAACAAUGCUAAAGAAAUAUUGUUCUAGAACAUCAUGUUCUUACCCUGACAAUUAGGAGAGAUACAUACUGGUUUUUAUAGAACAACAAAUACAUAACAUGAGAAUCAGCAUACCCGAUUAUCCAUAUUUAGCUUGACACUGGUAAACUGAGAUUCGGGGAGUGCUGUAAGCUCAAUACAGUGUGUCUUACUUAGCCGCCUAUCCCACAUGUAGACUGCACCAUCAAGCCCAGAUGCAAAUAGCCUAGAUAUGGAGAACUGAUAAGUGCAAAGUUUAUGCAUAAUUACCAGAAAUAUAAGUCUCAUUAAGAAUAUCAGUAUCUGGUGCAUGUAUACGUAGCUUAUGCCUCCUAAAAUACCAAUAUUGGUAAGGUGGUAGAAAUGCUGUCAGCGCGCUUUGUAAUUAACACUGAUAACCUGCCUUCACCUGGUGAAUCAACAUCCACCAUGAACUUCUCAGUUAUACCAAAUGUACUACGUACUCUGUUCUAGAAACACAUCUCACCUCAUCCUGACAAGUAAGAUGUCUAUCAUCGGGUAGUACGUACAGCUGGAGCACCUAGCGCCCUUGCCAGCUAUGGGGCAGGCUAAGGGAGUUCCAGCUUUCGGCGGAACAAGACAGGAUGACCUGGAUAUGGACGACGGAUGGCCAGUACACCUCACAUUCUUGCUAUGAGGCCCUUUUCCAGGGGGCGAUCACCUCAGCAUCUUGGGAGCUAAACUGGAGAUCCUGGGCGCCUCCGAGGGUGAAAUUCUUUAUCUGGCUGGCCUGCCUUGACAGGUGUUGGACGGGUGAGAGGCUGGCGCGUCAUGGCCUACCACAUGCGCCCAGAUGCCCACUCUGUGAUCAGUCUGAGGAGACCAUGACACAUCUACUCACCAGAUGCUCAUUCUCCAGGACGGUCUGGUACAAGGUCCCCUCGUGGAUCCGAUCCACCUCGGGGCCUCCUUCGGAGGGCGACUUCGCGGAGUGGUGGUCGCUGGUGGUGCGGACCGCCCCUUGCCAGCUGCGCAAAGGUACUUCGUCGAUAAUCAUGCUCACGGCGUGGUGGAUCUGGAAAAAUCGGAAUGCUGCGAUCUUCGACAAUGCACAGCCUUCGGUGCCUUCCUUGUUCAACGACAUCAGGACCGAGGCGCGGCAAUGGGCAGACGCGGGAGCCCGGGGUGUCCGCCAACUCCUCCCCUAGACUAGGGUCUCUCUUUUGUUGGGUUGAGUUGUAGCGCGGGGUGUUUGUCCCUCUUUUGGGCAUGCACAUGUAACCUUCUUUAUCUAUCAAUGCAUCGAAACGCAAGUCUUUUGCGUUUUCGCGAAAAAGAUGUCUAUCAUCGGGUUAAGUUAAUAACAAAUAUUAGCACGGCUCCAUUUCUUUA
Molecule: messenger RNA, 7177 nt
Organism: Lolium perenne
Lineage: Eukaryota; Viridiplantae; Streptophyta; Magnoliopsida; Poales; Poaceae
Biological process (GO): regulation of nuclear division; negative regulation of ubiquitin protein ligase activity
Cellular component (GO): nucleus
Source: RefSeq, a predicted model, not a curated record